UCGUUUCACCAAGAAGUUGAAUAUUGAAGCAUAUCGAUCAAGAAUGAAUCUUGUUCGGUUAAUAUUUUGUGCGUUUUUGCUAAACUCGUGUUGGUCGUAUCAAGUCAUCAGAGAACUGAGAAAGCAAAUUAAUGAUGGGGAAAUUGUCGGACGAUACAUGACCUCAAGGACUGGCCGUACGAUCAGUGGUUUUCUUGGAAUACCAUUUGCAAGUCCACCAGUCGGUAAUCUCCGCUUCCGAGCACCACAAAGGCUAACGCCAUGGAAUGGAACACUGUUCACACAACAGCAACGAUCCAAGUGUCCGCAAAUUGAUACAUUCGCCGGAUCGACAGUUUACGAAGGCGAUGAAGAUUGCUUGUUUGUUAACGUUUACGUGCCGGAAACUAAAUCGAAUUCCCGACUAGAUGUGCUUGUGUGGAUUCAUGGAGGGGGAUUUACUCUAGGUCACGGAGGCAUCGAUUCUUACGGACCCGACUAUUUACUGGAACAUGAUGUGAUUCUUGUUGCUGGCAAUUACCGUCUCGGUCCAUUGGGAUUCCUGUCGACCGAAGACAGAAAUAGUCCUGGCAAUUUCGGAUUAAAAGAUCAAGCGUUCCUGCUUCAGUGGGUGCAAGACAAUAUUGCACAUUUCGGUGGAAAUAAGAAUUCGGUUACGAUUUGGGGAGAAUCGGCCGGUGCUGUCUCGGUUAACUAUCAAAUGAUUUCUUCAAUGUCCCACGGACUUUUCCACCGAGCAAUAUCCCAUAGCGGAGGUUUGCUGGAUCCAGCUAGACCCGGUGUUGCUCUACAACAGGCGACUGCACUGGCACAGCAAAUGAAUUGCCCGAUACUAGACAAUUCCUUUGAGAUUGUUCGAUGUCUGAGAGAGGUCUCCCCAGAGGACAUGAUUAACGCGGGAGUCUCUUUUCCAUUGGUGAUCGAGUCGUUUGAAUCUGACGAAACGCCGUUCAUCGAUCAAUCCAAUUAUAACAAUCGAUUUUCGAAUUUUGCCGCCACUCCAUUUUUGGCGGGAAUGAAUAGCGAGGAAAGUCUGUUGUAUUUGAGCGCAAUUAUGGAAAACGAUGUACUCCUAGCCAUUCUACUCAGUACUUGGGAUGUUAGUCUACCAGCCACAUUUGGUUAUAGUCAUUUGAAUGCAACAGCCCGCACGGAUAUAACGAGAAGCAUAAACUUAUUUUACUUCGAGAACGAAGCCACUCCCACAGUUCAACAACUGGAUCGACAACAGUUGAUGAAUCUGUUCACCGACAUUUUCCUCCUAUUCAUUAAAUCAGUCCAGGAGCGCAUUGAGCACAUCAGCCACAGUAGCACAUUUCUUUACUUGUUCACACAUAAAGGGAAAGCCAGUUUCAGUAACACAACGACAUACCUUGGAACGGCCCAUGCCGAUGAUCUAAUUCCGCUAUUUCCAAUUCGAAAAACAGUUCUACAGUUCCAUCCCGUCCCGGCAAGACAGAGAGCUAACAGAGGUCAUGAGUCUAAUGUGGACGAAUUUCGUGAGAUUUGGAAAUCCUACACCUAAUGGUUCUGCAGUUCCACUUUGGCCGGCAGUUACAAACAGUUCGUUUGAUUCAAUGGAAUACAUGCAAAUUGGAAACGAAAAUGGACGGCUGGACAGUGAGGUGUUGCAAGUGAAAACGGAUUAUUAUUCUGAGCGAGCAGAAUUUUGGAAGAGAAUCCGAGUGGAUUACAAUCUUAACACUUGGCUACAAGAUGAUAGUUCGUCGUUCCUUCGAUACUUUUUGUAGUUGUAACAGGGAAGCUCAGAUUUUUAAAUAUAAAUAAAGAAAACAAACAAAAUUGAUC
Molecule: messenger RNA, 1809 nt
Organism: Bradysia coprophila
Lineage: Eukaryota; Metazoa; Arthropoda; Insecta; Diptera; Sciaridae
Product: juvenile hormone esterase-like
Source: RefSeq, a predicted model, not a curated record